Messenger RNA from Populus trichocarpa (black cottonwood), 2716 nucleotides. RefSeq names its product protein MAIN-LIKE 2. The record is from RefSeq and is a predicted model, not a curated record. Gene Ontology annotation, biological process: meristem maintenance; meristem development. Bases 158 to 2161 code for a protein of 667 amino acids. The transcript has 6 exons. Lineage: Eukaryota; Viridiplantae; Streptophyta; Magnoliopsida; Malpighiales; Salicaceae.
CUAAAUGGCAAGGAUUAGGUUUUGAUAUCACGUCGCUUCGAUGCUUAACCCGUCGUUUUGAAGCAGUUGCUGGUCGUAGCGUGAGAAAAAAUUAGAAGUCUCUUUCCGUCGUCGUUUUGCUAAAAUCCCCCCCUCCAUCUCUAUUUUAUUUCAGUGAAUGGACACGAAUCCCGGACCGAUUGAUGGAUGUGUAUUGUAUGAUCAAGACAAGCAUGUCUCCUCUGCGGUUUGGGAUGGCCAGGAGCGUGGUGUGCUAAGAUGCCAUGAGCACACGUCCAAGUUGGGUGAAUGGAAGCUAAGUCCUAAGCAAAUUGAGUUGGUGGAGAAAGCUGGAUUUGGUUACUUGAGAAAGAUUCCGGCUAUUAGUCUUGACAAUCCUCUCAUAUCCGCGCUUGUUGAGAGGUGGAGGAGGGAGACCAACACGUUUCACUUGUCUGUUGGUGAAAUGACUGUUACUCUUCAAGAUGUUGCCUUGUUGCUUGGACUUGCCAUUGAUGGGAAGCCUGUUAUUGGAAUAACACAUACCAGUUGUGCCUCGGUUUGCCAAAGGCUUUUAGGGAAAUCACCCGAUUCUAACUACGCAAGUGGUGGGAUGGUGAAGUUAAGUUGGUUGAAGGAGUUCUUUUCUCAUUGUUCUGAAGAUGCACCUACUGAAAUGGUUGAGCGCUGCACUCGCGCUUAUCUUCUCUACCUUGUCGGUAGUACCAUAUUUUCCACCACCACUGGGAAUAAGGUUCCUGUAAUGUACCUUCCAUUGUUUGCGAAUUUUGAAGAAGCUGAGGAGUUUGCCUGGGGAGCAGCAGCAUUAGCUUUCUUGUAUAGAGCACUCGGCAAUGCAUGUGUUAAAUCUCAGAGUACCAUUUGUGGUUGCUUAACACUACUACAGUGUUGGAGCUACUUCCAUCUGAAUGUGGGCCGACCAAAGCUUAAUCGAGACCCCAUCCAUGAUCAUUUUCCAUUUGUGCUUAGAUGGAAGGGAAAACAAAGUGGGCCAACAACAAAUCGUGAUGUAGUUUUCUACCGCAAGGCACUGGACUCGUUGAAACCAACUGAUGUGGAGUGGCUUCCGUACAAAAUUAUGGACAGUACUGUAAUACCAAAAGAUAUAAAAAAUACCUUAAUUUUAGGGAGAUCAAAGACAAUGCUAAUAUGCUUUGACAAGGCAGAACGCCACCUUCCUGAUCGUUGCCUUAGGCAAUAUGGCAUGCUUCAACCAAUCCCAGAAGAUGUGGAGCGGUGGCUCAGAAAGAGUCGAGGAGUUGACGGCGGGGUUGACUUGUCUGGGAAAAUGGAGUCGGAGCUUAAUGAAUGGAUGGAUCGUCAACUCCAUAUUGUGGAUGGGGAUGAUGGCGUGGAUGAGGGUGGCUACAUGCAAUGGUACUGGAAAAUCACUCGUAAAGUUGUUGGAAGGCCUAUAUCUCUCUCAUCUGAGUUCCAAAGGACGAUCUCUGGUUUAAGAGAAAUUUCUUAUUUAGCGGAUUCAUUCUCAACAAAAGGGUUGGACGGACAGCAAUUUGAGUCAAUUUCAAGGAUCAGGUUUAUUGCACAGGACUGUUUGAGGGACCAGAUUGAAAGUCCAGUCACGCCAUCAGCACCCCCACAAAUUGAACUAGGAAAAAGGUCAAGGGGGAAGGAAAGGGUUAGAAGGAAAGGUAAUGGGAAACGCAGGAGAAAGGAUGAGCCAGUGGAAUAUCAAGAAGCAAGUGAGGAUGACCAGCCUCAGUUUUAUGGUGCAGUUAUCGUGGCUGAUCAGUUACACUUGGACCAGGCAGAUGGCGAGGUUGGUCAGUUACAGUCAUGCCAGGCAGAUGAUAAUUUUGAUCCUCAACAUCUGUCUCAUGCAGCUGAUGAGGAUUAUAGUGAAGAGUUACAAAAUAUGGUUAAUCAGGAAGAUGAUGCGAAGCCUAGCAAUGCUACAGAGGACAUCAAUGAGUCUCAGCCUUGUAAAGACGCUAACAAUGACAAUGACUCCCAGUCAUGUCAUAUGACUAUUGAGGUCAACAACGGAAAAAUAUAUGGUGAGGCAAGUAAAGGGGUCGAUGAUUCCCAGUCUUGUGAGCCAACUAAUAAGGUGAACGACUCACAGAUUUGUCAGGAAACGAGAAGUGAUGUUCAUGAUUCUCAGCUUCUUGAUGCAUCAGCCAAGGUCAAUGCCUCAUGACUCUCUGAUGCAACAAUUAAUGAGGUUCAGCGCAGUGGUGCUAUUGAUGAGGUAAACAAGUUGCAGCCUUCUGGUGCAACAGAAGGGGUCAAUGAUUCACAGCUUCCUGUCACAAAUGAAGGGCUCAAAGACUCGUAGAUUCCUGAUGCAACCCAAGAAGUAAAUGACUCACAGACCCCAAAUACAACUGCAGAGAUGAAUGACUCCCAGCUCCCUGUUGCAACUAAAGAAGCUAAUGACUCAAAUCUCCCUGAUGCAAUUGAAGAGGCAAAAGAUUCACAGCUUCCUGUGAACAAGUGUGAUCAACCAAAUGCCAAAGCUGCAAUAGAGGAUGUUCCAGCAACUAUUGAAACUGUUGAGGAUGUUGCAAAGCAGGGUGAUAAAAGUGUUGAAGCAUAAAAUGAAGGCAUUGUCUUGUUAAUUCUUCUGUUAGGGUACUCUUGAUAUGCUUGCUAUUCACUACAUAGUGUUCAUUAUAUCUUCAACCGAAACAUUUUGAUUUUUUCCUUGCAUUUCCUUGCCGUGUCAUGAAGAGUAAAAUGCUGAUUUUAUUCU